AUGUUGAAAAUGCUCCUGUAUGACACCAUCAGAGGUGAGUUGAAAACGGAAGGAAAAGACAAAGCAUUGGACAAAAAUGUGAUCAAUGAAAAUAUAAAAAAAUAUGACCGACAUAAGCUGAGAGCCAUACUCAGGAAAUACAUUCGACACAACAAUAGACUGCUAAACUACCACAAAUACAAAGAAGUAAUAGACAAUUUUGAGCCAUUUAAAAAUGUGUUUAUCAUAUACAGUAAUAGCUUCUUAAAUAAAAACAAAAUUUUUAAUUACAACUUUAGAUAUUCCAAAAUUAUAAAAAUACUGUACCUAAAUAGAAAGGGGAAAAGACUUAUAUAUGGGGACAAAAAUUACAUGAAGGAAAACACCCUUACGAGAAAUAAAAAAGGGAGGAACACUGAAAGAAUAGGAUUAUUAAUGAACGAUAAUAAAUUCCGCAAUGAAGAUAACUCCAAUGAAGAAAAAAAAUAUGAUGUCAUUAAUUUUUUUUAUAACUUAAAAAAAAGUGAUUAUGAUAAAUUGGACAAAGUCAUUGACAAAAGCCUCAUAGCCCUGCCUUCAUUCAGCUACUUCGAUAUUUACCUAUUUAGCAAUAACAAAAAAUUAAAAUAUGAAAUUAAUAAGAAGAACAUAAAAUAUAUUGAUAUCAGUUCUGUCCUGUAUUACUUGUACGUCCCAGUAAUCAUUUCUUACAUCCAUUUAAAAGAUUUCCACAACGCCAAAAUUAAAUUUUUUGAAUAUAUCUACUUGAAGAGGAAGUUUAGACAAAUUAAUAAAUACUGUUCCGAAAGCGAAAAAAGGAAAUUGAAGAUUACCACCCUAAUUUCUUCCAAGCUGAAAAAUAAGAUAUAUAAUUAUUACGAUACCCUGCUGUAUGAAAAGAAGGCGUCUUCCAUCUUUUCUAAGUCCAAUGACGAGAAGGGAGAAAAGGGGGGGGGUAAAAAAAAAACAAAUAAAGGUAGUAUAGUGCUGCCAAGUAAAGGAAUCCGUACCAAAAUUAAGAACAAAUUUAUAUUGGCUGCAAGGAGAAAAAAACAUGACGACUCCUUCAAGGAGCGUGGAACGGGAAGCACCACCAUGGCAAUUAGGAAAAGCAAGAGGAAGAAUACCUCCCUGCGUGGAAGUGAUUGGACCUCCGCGUGUGAUAGCUUGUCAGUGGAGCCCUCAAACGAGUUGACUACACCGAAUGGAGCGGAAAUAUGUCCCCUCUCACUGAAAGACAACACACAAGUGAAUGAUAUUAAGGAUGGUACAAACAUAAUAGAUUGCAAUGAGCACCACAGCAAAACGAAGCAUCCACUUUCACCACACAUGCAAAAGACAAAAUUAUGCACAUCAAAAAAGGAGAAACAUAAAAAAAAAAAAAAAAAGAAGGAAUACAUGACCAUAGAUGAAUAUUUGUUAUUCCUAAAAAUAAAACACAAAGAGACAUCGCUAGAAGGACUAACAGACGUCGUAAGGAAUAUCCCCCUGAAACAUAAAAUACGCAGAAUAAAGAGACUAAAAAAUAUAAUGAACAUUGAAUACAAUGAGAAGAAAAAUAUAUAUAAAAAGGAAAAGAUCCUGAAGAAUCUGAUCCAAUUUAAGGAUAAAAAAUACUAUUUUUACAACUACUUUUUUGAUGUGUUGAUUUAUUUUUCGUAUUUUAAACAGAUAAACAUUGUGGAGGGUAUAUUAGUUAUGGCACUCCUGUACAGCAAGAUGAACUUUUUGAGCAUUUCAACUUACAUAUAUAAGAAUGUGUACCUCUAUUUUUAUUAUAUAUUCGAGAGCUACCAGAGGAAGUGGAAGUCCUUCGAUUUAAAUCAUGAGAUGAAUAAGCUGAACUCGUUUAAUGUAAAGGGGAAAGCAAAAACGGACGCUUCUAAUGCAAAGCAUUCCAAGUAUUUAAAGGACGAAAUUGCGAAAAGGAAAAAAGAAAAGAAAAAAAAAAAAAAAAAAAUGAAGACCAUGGCAAAUGUGCCGUCUGAUGUGGGGACCAUAGCGAGUGACAAACGGGAGAAUAGUGAGGCGGGCGAUUCCUGUGUCACUAAGUCUGGCGAGUUGGAUCCUAACAUACACCUCCAGGGCAGCCUCAGUGUGUCUAGGGGUAUUAACGACAAUGUGACGGCAAGAGGCGCAAUCGAUGCGGCGAGGGAAGAUGGAAAGGAAAGCAUAAAGAAAAACAAAUCGAAAAGGGAUGCGAAAAGCGAUGCGAAAAACGACAAUAAGGGAAACCACAACGAUGAUAAAAAGGAUGGUAAGGACAACCUUGCAGAGGAUGAGAAUGACAACUAUGGCAUGUGCAGCAUGUACGACGAGCUGGUGGUGCACACAUUUGACCACUUCCAGAGGCAGCUGCGACACAACAGCAAUUUUUAUUUCGUGGCGGACUGGCAGAAGGAGAACUCCCACUCCAGGUAUAGGAACUAUGCCUUUCUGAAUAAUUCAUUCAACUCCCCGCACCUGAAUUACAUCAACGACAUCGUCGUAGGGAAUAUCAUAAAAAAUGCAAUAUGCUUUAACUACAAGUACAUUUUCAAUGGAAUAAAAAGACACAUAUUAAUUUACCUUAAUAUAAUAAGUCAUGUAGAAACAAAAUAUAUAUUUCAUCAAAAUAAUUACAACUUAAAGAAUCUGAUUUACCAUCUGUACAUGGACAAGAUUCUAAAAUUCUAUGACAGUAACCUAUUCACGUAUGAGAAGAACUUGUAUGUACUAAGGAGAAUUAUUUUUUUGGACAAUGGUGUAAAUUUAUUUCACCCUAGUGAGAAUUAUCUAACCAAUGACUACUGCUUAAAGUCCAUAUUUUUUAAAAUAUAUUUUAAUCUUUAUAAAAAUGCAUCUCAAAAGAUGAACGGAAUGAAUGCUCGGUACAUGUUGGAUAAUCACAACAGUUGGAUCCACUCACAGCUAAUGCACCAAUACAGGAUUAACGUACGGGGCGAACAUGGGAAAGACAGCAUGCUCCAUUCGUUGAUCAACUUGGAGGGGAAGAAAAUGCAGUUGGCAGACAACCAGGUAUGUCCUUAUACAACUGCGUCCCAGCACGAUUUAGCAAAACAGAAAAAAGAGGAAGAUGGAGCACUGAGCGGCCACUGCGAUGGGGAAAAUAUACACCUAAGCGAUAACUCACCUGGUGGAAAUUGCCCAAAUUUUAAUUUCACUAUGGGUACGAACGAGCAGUUGAGAAGCCAUAUGCUUAGUAGCUACCUAACGAACGACUGCAGUCACGUGGGGAACAAGGGGCAAAAAAAAACAGGAAACGUAUAUCACGAAUUGAACAGCGUUGCAGAUUUUGAAAAUAAUAAUGUCAAGGAGGGUGAAGGUAAACACGUUUCCCAUUACAGGGAUCCCACGCGAGUGAAUAAAUUCCCAUAUAGCCACACCAUCUCGUUGCAUGAACCUUCUAGCCAUAAUAAAAUGUACAACUCGGAUGCUCCUUUGAACAAGACGAAAUCUAUUAUGAAAAGUGUCACCUUGGUAAGUAACCUGAAAAGUCGCUCUUCCAUCAACGUGGAGGCACAGAGCGAGUCGACAUUUGAUAAUACGUAUAGCGGCAACUCGAAAAAAUCGAAAUUAACAUUUUGUGAUGAGGUGGACAGGAAAAACAAAUUGGCUACCCCAAAGGGGGAAAGGAAAAACGACAAAUUUAUUGAAACCAUUUUUAAGAAAAAAAUUAACAAAAAUUUGUUCGGAAGAAACAGAAGUUUGAACGAAUCUGACAAUGAUUAUACUGAUGGACAGGACAAUUUGAACAGCUAUUCACUGAGAAAUUUUUUCAACUUCCCCAAUAAUGAAUUAAAAAUAUUAAUUUAUAAUUUUCUCUACCUCUACAUAUUUGACGAAUAUAUUUAUAUGAAUAUACAUAAGAAGGACAUAAGUGAGUACUUGAAUUUUUUAAAUGUGUUAAAGAAGAAGCAAAAUCUGAGGUACAAUUUGUACAAUUUCCUAUACCAUUCCAACAAGGAUAUUGGCAACGAAAUAUCAUGCUACAAAAAGUAUCUAAAGGAGAGGUACUUAAAUAAAAAUAAAAAAAAAGAUAACAAAAUGGUGUAUAAUUCUAUGUUUGGUGAGAACAGUAACAUCCAAGUGAAUAUGAAAAAAGAUCUAAAUGAAAAGUCCAAGACCAAAAGUUCCAAGAAAUUGUCCAAAAAAGACGAAGAGUGUAAAAUGGUUAGAGAACAUAAAAAAGAAGAGGCCUUCCAUCCAAUGGCUUCAAUUAUCCUAAUAAACAACCAAAAAAAAAAAUACAAUUCAAAAGCUAUUAAUUUGUUGAGAGAUACUUAUAAAAAAAAUUUUAUUAAUUAUCACAUCAAAAUUAAUGUAGAAAAAUAUGAACACAUUUAUUUCCUCUUCAUAAUAACAGAAAUGUUAUCUCUUAUUUUUUUGCCAUUCAUCAGUUCCCACUAUUACUUAGCCUACAUAAAAGGCUGUAAACAUCUGGGCGAGGGUAAGUUCACCCAGAUUGAGAGGUUUAGGCAGGAACAUAUACACCUCUUGUGUGACCGCACUAGUGAUGAUGGAGCCAGUGCGGAUGAUGUCAACGGAGAUAAAACAACUAUCGUAGAUGGUGCUGAAUGGAACUACAAAAGGAAAAGUGCAAAACAAAGUCGUAGAAAUACGCAAGAUCGAGUGAACAAGCGGAAGAAGUUACUUAAAAAUAGCAAGAAGGAUAUACCCACAAGCAUUUACAACAUCUUCAGUGUAAACACAGUUAACUUGUUCAAUUUUUCAAAUAAAGAAAAAAAAGAAAAAUUAUAUGAUUCUGAAGAAAUCAAAAGUAAAAAAAUCAACUAUCGAAAAAAUACCCUAAGUAAUAUCAAAAAUGAAACAGCAUAUAUACAGAAAUAUUCCUUGUUCAAUGAGAGGAGGGAAAAAUGGAAUGACGUCCUGUUGAGCCGAACGCACACUACCGAGAUGAAAAGAAGGAAAAGCACGAAAUAUGCCCACCAUGUGGAUCAUGGCAACUACUACAUUGCGCUGUACAAUGCGAAGGGAGUAAUAGAACAAAUCAGGAGAAGCAAAAAAAGGAUAACCUUCGAGGCAAAGAAUCUCAUUGAAAAUGUCUUCCUCUACAAUGAAUAUUACCAAAUUGAUACCUACGAAUUAAAUAAAAAAUUUCAUAGUAAGGACAAAUAUUUCCUCAUAAAAAAGUAUGAAAAAAUUGUGGCUCUCGCUUUUUACACCCGAUUUAAUUCGUACCUGAUAUUUUCCCUGUAUCAACGAAUAGCGCUACUGAAUUUCCUAUACUCGAAUUACAAUUUGGUCAUUUCAAUUCUAAGAUACAUUAACCAUGUACACUGUAAGAUUAUGAACCAGCAUGCACGUAGCCAUUUUUUUCAUAUGAACAAAUCUCCAUCAGUGUGUUCAAGGUCAGUUGGUCUUUCUCACCAAGGGGAUAAAGUAAAACAUACGGAAUUACCCGACAUGGGGAAGAGUAGCUUUUUCGCAGAUGAGCCCGAAAAAUGUGCCCCCUACGAAAACUCCUUCUUUUACAUGAAAGAUGAAGACAUUCACUACGAUGAUUACAUAAUCAACACAUACAGCACAAACUACAUUAAUGAUAUGAAUGCCGCUCAGGGUAGAGAUAACUCCCCUUCGUCUUUAAUCAAGUUUUAUCACAAACUAGGGGAUAUAAAAUCCUUCCGAUUUUCCAUUUUCUUCGACAUAUUUUUUGAACUGAAGGUAAAUUUUAACCACCUCAGUAGCGCACAUAUAUGUGUGCAGAAUUCCUUACGGUAUCUUUUCUUCUUUUUGAAAAAUGCACACAAGUGUAAUGUCAUCUUGGAUUUCCGAUUGAGCAAAGGAAGGAGGGGUGCGCUACGGGGUACAACUAACGAAGUGAUGAGUGGAUCUGUCGAUGAAGACAAUAACAUGGUGAAGCCGUGCAGUGGUACACACAGGAGUAAGAGUAAACAUUUAUGUGACGUGCUCAAGAUGGACUCCCAACGCAGAAGGGUAAAAAGUGAAGAAAAUUUACACUUCCAUAGUGAGAAUAUCUCCCAAGGAAAAGAAAAAAUACUGGACGAGUCGAAUCGAAAAUGUGGAGAAUCAUUUGACGAUGCCAGCCGUUUUGUACGUGCGGAUCAGAGUUACCCAUCGGUGGAGAAUAGCACAAGUUGUGAUGGAAAAUACGAUUCGCAUAAUAUUAACCAGGACAAAUGUUACACUGAAAAUGAUUGCCAUUCGAAUUGGCUUGAUAAAAUGGGGAAGGAGAUCAAAUGCCAGGCGAAGGGCGCAAAGGAAGAGAAUGCAUUGAUCACAUCAGACGGUGAAGAAUUGCCUACAUUCUUACCCAACAUGGACAUAAACAAACUAAGAAGUAGUAAACUCUUCUACAUCAUAGGUAUCUCUUUACUGAAGCAGCUAAAUACGAACUACUACUAUGAUAACAUGAAAGAAAUAAACCUCAUUUACGAGGAAGAUUUGGUUGGAAAAAAAAUAAAUGUAAAUAAUUUGUUAAAAAAUGAUUAUUCAUAUGUACUCAACUUGAGUUACAAAUACAUGAUAAAAAGCAUCAAGGUGGAUCCCAACCACCUGUUGAGUUAUUACUAUCUUGCAGUUAUCUAUUUGUACAAGUUAAAAAUUACCAAGUGCAUUUAUAUAUGUAAAAAUUUUCUAUUACAAAACUGCUAUAAUGUGUACGCCUUCGCAUUUUUUUUGUUAUAUAUAAUAGUUACCAGUUCUAGGUACACCAAUAUGGACGUACUUUUUACACACGGGGAUAGGAAGCUUUGUAAGGGUGAUACACAUAAGGGUUAUUCCAUCCAAACAACUAGUGGAAAAAGUAAAGGUGAUGGUAGCAAAAAUGACGCUCUAAUUAACCAUGCGAACAUUUUGCACAGUUACAAUGAACAGUACAAAGGGUUAAUUAACCAAUUAAGGCAAAAUGCCCCCAACUUUUAUAACGCUAUUACCAGUGCUAACAACCUGUUUCAUGCAGAUGAUGGGCAAAUGCCAGGUACAGGAGGAAGCUGUAUGGAAGAUAUUUGCAAGCUCGGAAAUUUUAUAAAUUGCAACGAUUCAGUCAGUGAAUGGCCCGUUAACAUUGUGAAGGGAAACCCAUGUGAUCUCCCUUCCGAAAGGGAGUCUAAUGGGAAAAGUGACAACCCAAGUGGUAGACAUGAUAAGAACAAUAGAGAACACCCGUUUGGUCCUAAAACGUCGGAGGUGAAUAUUGCUACUGGAAGAAUCCUCGCAAGGGGGAGAAGCGCGCUUGAUAAGCUGGGCACACACUGUACAGAGGGGAAAAGGAGAAGUACCCCAUACUGUCUUUACAACGAUGAGGAACCCCAAACUACAUCACCUAACAACGAAUGUUUUUUAAUCCUCACGAAAGCUAUAAACUACUUCCCGAACAACUGUUUUUUUUUUUACCUCUAUGUAUAUUACUUAAUUAAUUUUUUCGUAAUCUAUGAUAUCUUAUUUUCUUGGGAAAAAAAAACAGAAGACAAGAAUAGAAAGAGGACUUGCCCAAAUGCCCAAGUGAAACACUUGCUUCUUCAAAAAGCAUCACAACUGUGUGAUAUUAAAUCAAGCCCAAGUGAAAUCCCGCGCCCUACGGACCAGUUCAACUUUUUACUUGAAGAAAAAAAGGGAGAUGCGCACCUUACCCAACUGUACGAUGCAAUAUUUGACACAGACGAGAUGGACAACGGUGAUAGUGAUGAGGUUAAUUACACUGAUGAUGAAACUACUAGAAAUAGCGAUUCCUGGAGAGUGCCCAAAUCGACUCGUUUUUGUCCCAAUGUCCCAUUUAAUUUUAACAAGUGUACCAACUUAGCUAAGUGGAAGGACGAAGGGAAUAGACUUUUGACCAAUAGCAUUAAAGAAGAAAUUGACAGAAUUCAGAUUUCCCUAAAGAUUUUGCAAAAGAAGAGCAAUGCGAUGAAGGGUGAGUCCAGAAAGGGCGGUAGGGGUAACAAGGUUGUUGCUUCCGGGGUGGCUGCAACUUCCCCUCUCAUGAAGAGUGGUUCGGGUGACGGGUCACAAGCUGUUGCAACACAUGGUGGUAGUGCGGCUGAGGAUGAAAAGUGUGGAGAAUCUUGUCACGCCCGUAUUGAACAUGCUGCCAAUGCAAAUGUGAAGCAACAGAAUAAGGAAGACGAAGGCGUAAGCACGGAAGAGAUAAACACCACUUUUAUGGACCCCCCAUCAAUAUAUGAUACCUGCCCACACGAACUAAAAAGUAAAAUAAAAAAAAGCGAAUACAUUGACAUCAGCAAAGUAAAAUUGUUACCCUGCGUUAUGCCCAUACUGUUAGUAUUGUACAAAUACAUUUAUCAAAAAAUGCAAGAAAAAAAAAACUCAGACAUGUAUGUAUAUUUCUGUUUGAACACAAUUAUGUCCGUUAUUGAUCUGGGUAAGAUUAAAUGCGAAUUACAUGCACAGAGCGACAGCAACUACCAUCCAAAUGGUGGAAUCAACAACUGCAACUGCUUCUUUAGCUACGCGAAAGGGAGCGACAAAUUAUACACCAAGAAUUACUACUUUUCGGAGAGAGAUCGAUGCGGCGUGGUUAGCGGAAGUGGUGUCAUUGGUGGAACCUAUAACCAUUUUGGAACUCUCAACUCCCAGAGCAGCAUCAACAAUGUCAGAAACACCACCCCCCUAGUUAGUUGCGAAGUCAAGGGGACGCGAAAAAUUAACCUGAAAAAUGUCUACCUCGAAGCCAUUACCUGGAUCAGUGUGGCUGAAAUUCUAAUAUACCUGAGGGUAAAUGCCAAGCUCAUUAUUUACCUGCUGAACAUUAUAGACACAUACAUAAAAUUUUAUCUAAGUGUAAAUAAUGACAAUAACUAUUACAGCUACGAAAAUACAAGUUUUUUUUACAAUUUGACGCACCAGUUUAUGUGUCUAAAAUGCUUAUACUUGUUUUAUCUCUAUGCCAAAUGCAAAAAGAGGAAGAAAUAUUCAGACAGUCUUCUCCUGAGCAGAAAAGGAAGCAGUGUUGUUUGUCGCUUGUCACCAAUGGCAAUGUCCCCUUUUAUCGAAACGGUAAAGAAAAGGAAGGGCAACGGAAUGGGGAAAAUAUCAUUCCCUUUUAAAAAAAAUUUAUAUACAAAAAUACUCUUUUUCGAAAACGAAUAUGAAUUACACAAAGCUAGAAUGAAGUUGUGUGACCACCCCAAAGUUAAAGUCGACAAUAAUCACAUUUACUUCAAUGAUCGAUUUGGUGAAAAUGAUUUGAAGUUGCCUUUUCAUACAAAAGAUAAGAAAGAUUUGCGGAGGACAUUUUGGCCUCUGUGGAGGAAAGCCGAAAAGGGAGGUGCUGAUAAGACAGAAAAAAAGGAAUCCCUACAAAGGAAUGUACCAAAAGAGAACGCGAGCAAUGGUGCGAAAUGCGGCUCAACCAACAAAGCAGACGCAAAUAACAAAAUGAACAAAAAGAGUAUGAAUAAGAUUUACGCCGAUGAGGAGAAACUGUUCAACUCUUUUCGUGUGGACUAUGAGAGUGCCCAGAAAAGACAGAAAAAAUAUCGACUCGUAAAAAAUAUUAAAAUUUACUUAUCCGUAAUAAGUAAAAUUUAUUUCAACGAUAGAAAGGUUAAUAUUUUAUAUGCUCGAUAUUAUUUUUUGAAAAAAAAGUAUCUAAAAGUUAUUAGCAUUUUGUCUCUCCUGAAUGAGCAUUACAAGAAAAAGGACUAUUUCAUUAUGAAGAAGAAAAGGUCACAUGGGGAUAGUUGCCCAGGGAAACAUAUGAACAACUCUUGUGAACAGAAUACCUUACCAAGUCACUACCCCUUUCAUUUAAAUAACCAAACCGAUUUCGUCUACGAAUAUUUAAAUAUAUACAUGUAUUAUCAAUCCUUUGAGAAGUUACAAAAUUACCGCAAGUCUAAUUAUUACAAGCAUAUUUUGAAAGUCAUUUUUUUAACCUGCCCCAUCAUACCGUUUGGUUUGUUUCCGUUUAUAAAUUUGUGA
Molecule: messenger RNA, 9903 nt
Organism: Plasmodium fragile
Lineage: Eukaryota; Apicomplexa; Aconoidasida; Haemosporida; Plasmodiidae
Exons: 2
Coding region: 1-9903 (3300 amino acids)
Biological process (GO): presynaptic active zone assembly; protein localization to synapse
Cellular component (GO): GABA-ergic synapse; glutamatergic synapse; axon
Molecular function (GO): structural constituent of presynaptic active zone
Source: RefSeq, a predicted model, not a curated record